Messenger RNA from Wallemia mellicola CBS 633.66, 249 nucleotides. Its product is annotated as DASH outer kinetochore protein. The transcript is spliced from 2 exons. The record is from RefSeq and is a predicted model, not a curated record. The annotation marks the transcript as partial. NCBI's taxonomy places the organism in Eukaryota, Fungi, Basidiomycota, Wallemiomycetes, Wallemiales, Wallemiaceae. Gene Ontology annotation, cellular component: mitotic spindle; mitotic spindle pole body; spindle microtubule.
GAAAGUACACAUUUUGAGAAAGAAAAAGAGAGGCUUGUGAAAGAAAUAGGACAUGAAUUCGAACAAGCGUUGAAUAACUCCAAUAUGCUUGGCAGACGUUUAGAAGAAGUACUAGGCGUUGGCAAGGAGUUCAACACGAUAGCUGCACUCUGGGGUGUAUUUGGGAAUAUAGUCGGCAAAGACACAAAGGAGGAUGACAAUGAUAGCAGUAGUAGCAUCAUUCAUCAACAAGGUAUACCCGGAACUGGC